Messenger RNA from Onychostruthus taczanowskii (white-rumped snowfinch), 1212 nucleotides. Its product is annotated as putative short-chain dehydrogenase/reductase family 42E member 2. The record is from RefSeq and is a predicted model, not a curated record. Bases 1 to 1212 code for a protein of 403 amino acids. Gene Ontology annotation, biological process: steroid biosynthetic process. The transcript has 11 exons. Gene Ontology annotation, molecular function: 3-beta-hydroxy-Delta5-steroid dehydrogenase (NAD+) activity. NCBI's taxonomy places the organism in Eukaryota, Metazoa, Chordata, Aves, Passeriformes, Passeridae.
AUGCCAGAGGGAUCCGCGGAAGAGCUCCAGAGCAGCCCACCCUGCGAGAGCCAAGUGACAGAGGCUGCUGGGCUGCUGGCUCCCAGGAGCAGCAGGACAAUGGUGACAGGAGGUGGAGGCUACCUGGGGUACCAUCUGGGAUGUGCCCUUGUUAGCUCGGGAAUUGCUGUUGUGCUGUUUGAUCUUCGGAAACCUAAAUGGGAAAUUCCACACGGAGCAGAUUUUUUCAAGGGUGAUGUGAGGGAUUAUGAAGCAGUGUUCAAAGCAUGUGAAGGGGUUGACUGUGUUUUCCAUGUAGCUGCAUGUGGCAUGUCAGGAUUGGAACAACUUCAAAAGAAAGAUCAGAUUGAAUCCAUAAAUGUUGGAGGCACAAAAAUAAUAAUUGAUGUCUGCAAACAAAGAAAUAUCCCUAGACUGAUAUAUACCAGUACAGUGAAUGUGGUGUUUGGAGGGAAUCCUAUUGAAGAAGGAGAUGAAGAAACUGUACCAUAUUUUCCACUGGAAAAGCAAUUUAAUCAUUAUUCCAGAACCAAGGCAAUUGCAGACCAAAUGGUUCUUGCUGCUAAUGGAACUUUACUCAAAGGAGGGGACAAGCUCCACACGUGUGUGCUUCGCCCGCCGGGCAUCUAUGGACCAGAAGAGCAGCGGCACCUGCCUCGAGUAGCCAUAAAUAUCCAGCGGAGACUUUUUAACUUCAAGUUUGGGAAUCACAAAGUUCAGAUGAACUGGGUUCACAUAGGAAAUCUAGUGCAAGCUCAUUUACUGGCUGCUGAGGCUCUCACCUCUGAGAAGGGCUAUGUAGCUAGUGGCCAGGCUUAUUACAUCCAUGAUGGUGAAAAUGUCAUCUUCUCUGAGUGGAUUGUGCCUUUGUUUGAAAAAUUAGGCUACAGGAAACCUUGGAUACAUAUUCCUGUUCUCCUGGCUCAUAUAGCAGCCACAGUGAUGGAAUAUUUGCACCUGAUACUAAAGCCAGUUUUUAGCUUUACACCUUUCUUGACAAGGAAUGAGGUGUGGAAUGUCACUGUAACUCACACUUUCCGAAUAGACAAGGCACGAAAUCAACUCGGUUACAAACCGAAGAAAUUCUCAUUUGCAGAUUCUGUGGAUCAUUACCUAAAAACAAGACCUACCUGCCAAGAAGAUCACACAUUCCUUAAAAUGGUGUUUGUUUUUGGCAUUUUGUUAAGUUUGAUCAUUCUUUCUUUCUUCUAA